Messenger RNA from Periconia digitata, 898 nucleotides. NCBI's taxonomy places the organism in Eukaryota, Fungi, Ascomycota, Dothideomycetes, Pleosporales, Periconiaceae. The record is from the annotation of a GenBank genome assembly.
CUGCAAGGCUAUCGUUCCCGACACCCCCACCUGCCCGGCAACCCGUCCACCAAUGCCUGCCAUGGACCCCGCCAGAGUCGUAACGCUGGACACGAUCCUCGACAACGUUGAUACGCGUCCGCAGCUCGGCGAGUGGCUUCAGUCUCCCACAAGAGACAUCCACGCUCGUUUGGUCCACCUAUCUUCUCUCUCCACCACCACCUCUUCUCACAUCGACAUAGACGGCCAGGUGCCGUCGUCCACGUCCCUUGCCUCGAGCCCGCCCUACUCGAGAUCAGUCCGCAGCGGCACCUCGAUGGCGCCCGCAUGCAUCCACCAGUCCAACGCUUCCACACACCCGCCAUCCCUCUACAACUUCUCCGAUGCUACCCCCACCGAAACUUCCAUUAGUACCGGCCUUGCCAGCCAUUUUACUGGCAUGCCGCUGCUAGAAGAAGUCAACGGCGUACUCGAACACCGUCCGAACCUGCCCCGGCACCCAAUCUACGAAUGCGCAUUCUGGUUCCUGAGCUGCUCAUACAUUUCGCAAAACGAAGACGAGUGGAAAACACACUGUCUGAGCCAUUUCCGCGGCGAGGACCCCCCACGAUCGAUCCAGUGUCCGCUGUGUGAUUUCCAUGGCACCUGGGAUGACGGCGAGACGGCGUGGGCUAUAAGAAUGGAUCAUAUUGCCCGGAUGCAUACCAGCUUUGGCGAAACGUUGAGGACGAGCCGUCCAGACUUCCACCUCUUCCAGCAUCUCUGGCGGAAGAGAUUGAUAGACGAACAGGAUUUGAAAGAGCUCAGGGGUGGGAACUACAAUCUGACGAGACCCGUGGGCAAUUUCGUCACGACAGGCUCGACCCGUCGCGAGAGGGAUGCGAGGAGGCAGAGGAUGCAACACAUCGGUCGGCGGUAG